Molecule: messenger RNA, 465 nt
Organism: Toxotes jaculatrix (banded archerfish)
Lineage: Eukaryota; Metazoa; Chordata; Actinopteri; Toxotidae
Product: hemoglobin subunit beta
Exons: 3
Coding region: 22-465 (147 amino acids)
Biological process (GO): oxygen transport; hydrogen peroxide catabolic process
Cellular component (GO): blood microparticle; hemoglobin complex; haptoglobin-hemoglobin complex
Molecular function (GO): haptoglobin binding; organic acid binding; heme binding
Source: RefSeq, a predicted model, not a curated record
AAAAAAUCUACAGCCGACAAAAUGGUUGAAUGGACAGACUUCGAGCGCGCCACCAUCCAGGACAUCUUCGCCAAGAUGGACUAUGAAGACGUGGGCCCUGCUGCUCUUUCCAGGUGUCUGGUUGUCUACCCCUGGACUCAGAGGUAUUUCGGCAACUUUGGAAACCUCUACAACGCCGCUGCUAUCAUUGGUAACCCGAUGGUUGCAGCUCACGGAAAAACUGUCCUCCACGGUCUGGACCGGGCUGUGAAGAACAUGGACAACAUCAAGCAAACCUACGCCGAGCUGAGCGUGCUGCACUCCGAGAAACUGCACGUGGACCCCGACAAUUUCAAGCUGCUGGCCGACUGCCUGACCAUCGUGGUUGCUGCUCGAUUGGGCAAAGACUUCACUGGUGAUGUCCAGGCAGCUUUUCAGAAGUUCCUGGCCGUGGUGGUGUCCUCCCUGGGAAGGCAGUACCACUAG